AUCUUCACAUCCGUUCCGUCCAGUCACGCAGCGCUGCUACAGUAGCCAGAGUCAGAGACACAUAACAACAACAACAAAGAAAGCGCCCGGCAAUCGAAAGUAACCGGUCGCCAUACAGUACCCACGCCAUAUUGUUAUCUGAAGCUGCAUAAUCUCUCACACUCGAGUGCUGGGCCUGUAGUAUCCAGAUGGUGUUUAAUAUUGUCCCACGGGCACGUGAUGAGGAGGUAGCGCGACCGAUCCGUGUAGGAUGAAGCGACACUAGGACACCUUGUGGAGCUCCAAAUUUAGACCGUCCGUUUUUUGUUUGUUUCGAUAACGACCGCCAAAGGUGAUAACGAUCACGCAAAAUUGUCGCUGAGCCCCGGUUCGGGUUCGGGUGCUAAACAGAUGUGCUUAAUUAGAGUGUGUGAACGAAUUAGAUUAAUUUGUUUUUAACCACUGCGUUACAGUGAACGGUUGUGUUGGAACAAAAGUGAAAUUGGAACAUCACGCUGCUCCACGAAAUUGACCACGUCUAGGCAAUUCUGUGGUUGGCCAAAAUAAGACCAAAAAAGAAACCACAAGUACGAGAUAUAUCCUACUGAUAACGUGCAAACUCGACAAAACGGUCACCGACUCGUUUGACGUGCUAUCGUGAGGCCUGUCCGGCUCGGUGGAAUUUAGUGCGACCGUCCCAGCAACGCGAAAAGCCAGUGGCAAGCGUUUGCCCCGGGGAUAUCACAAAAGUCCCACGGUGUACUGGAAACGUGUCAAGAAGUGAAUCAUUCCGCGUUGCUCACCGAACGACCGACACGUAUCCGGUUGGUGUAUCCUGGCGUCCGAAGCCUCACACCAGUGCACCAGACGAAAGUAGUACGUCCCAGGUUCUCUCGACGUAAUACCCGACACAAGCUAAGCGCCGUGCAUUUGCAAAGCUACUGUUAGUGUGUAAACAUCGCCGAGACGACAACAUACCCAACACCAUCAUGAUUAUAUUCCUCUACCUGAUACUGGUGUUGGCCUGGGCGCUUCUCAUCAUCAUUCUGAAAUGCAAAAAAGCACGCGCCAAGCGGCUGGCGGAACAGGAAGAGAUGGCCCAGCCGGUGCACGUGGUGCAGAUCGGGUCAAACCUCUACGACAUUAUGUCACUGCACCGGGACAACUACAGCGGUGUGUACAGCUGUCUCGAGCACGGUACCAUCGCGCAACACCGGCAGCGUGCCUCGGCCAGCGUGACCCACUCGAAUGCGGCCUUCGUCGGUGACGAUGGGUCCGUGUAUCCGGGGAACGGCAUGGUUGCCCUGGAACCGCCACCAUCGUACGAGGAAGUGAUACGGCUCCCUGCCUACUAUCCCAAGGUGGAAACGUUCGUGCCGGAAAUGGUUGUUCCACCGUCGCUACCGCGGCCCCACACGGUAGCUACCCAACAACCGGCCCAGCUACAUCAACCAACUCGUCCCGGCACGUUGGAUCUCUCUGCGGUGGCAACGAUUGCAUCUGGCACGACCGGUCCGGGAACGCCAACGGAACCGACCGUCGAUGCAAACGGAAAUCGUAUCAAGGGAACGAACAGCAGCAGUAAUAGUAGUUGUACACCCUUCACAACCACCACCACCGUAACGGUGCAGCAGACUGCUAGCUCGUAACAAGGAUCGACCACGACACACAGCCACGGAAAUGGUGGCGUUUCGGAAUCGAAAUCAUCAAGUGCCUAGCGGGUGACCCACUGGACCCACCACACACACACACUCCGAGCGUUUGGGUGCACCUUGGGGGGUCUCGGACCGUCUGUCGGAAAUGGGAAACGGACAGGGAAGAUUAGUGCAUACAUAUCUCCAGUAUCUUGUAUCUGUGACUGUGUUUUAAUUUCGUUUCUAACCACACGUCCACACACAUCCAAGCACACAAGCGCCGGAUGGCACACGAAGCAAAUGCGUUACUGACGAGCGUACUAGCGUACCUAUGUAUUCUGUAGAAGGCUGGCCGUGGUUUCUUUGGUUUGUCUCUAGGUGCCCAAACCGAGCGGUUUAUCGAAAUUGACUCUUGUGGAGAAAUAUAUGCGAUACAAUUACAC
Molecule: messenger RNA, 2056 nt
Organism: Anopheles stephensi (Asian malaria mosquito)
Lineage: Eukaryota; Metazoa; Arthropoda; Insecta; Diptera; Culicidae
Exons: 4
Coding region: 969-1628 (219 amino acids)
Source: RefSeq, a predicted model, not a curated record